AUGAAUAAUAAAAAUUUAUUAUUAAUUAUUGUUUUAAUAACAUUAUUAAAUUUUGUUAAAUCAAGUGAUUUAUCAUAUAAAAAAGUUCAUUUAGUUGAUUCAAUUGAAUUGGCCAAUGGUAAUACUAAUUACUUUUUUAGAGGUAAUCAACCAACACAAACAUUAUCAAAUGGAACUAAGAUUUUCCCAUAUGAUGAAUUGGUAGAAUUUUUAAGAAAUAGUUCAUUAUCAGAGUUUGGUGUUAAAUUACCAGAACAAUUUUAUAUUAUCGAUAUUAAAUUAAUCAGUGGUCCAUUACCAAGUGAAUUACCAGAUUUAGAAUUGGAACAAAACUUUUUUGCAGCAAAUCCAACACUUGGUGAAUCUCGUACAAAUCAAACUUGGGGUGAUAUAAUUGAUCCACAGUUAGUUCCUCAAGAUAAAUUGGAAGAAUAUGCAUCAACCAUUUCAAGUUGGUCUGCUGAUAAAUUACCACAAAGAAUGAGAGAUUAUCAUAAUAUUCUUUUAACUGAACGUGAACUUCCAACUGUUUUAUAUGUUCAUUGUGAAUGUGGAUGUGAUAGAACAGGUGAAGUUAUGGCUUCAUAUGUUAUGAAAUUUAAAGGAUGGGAUUUACCAAAAGCAUUAGAAUGGGAUUUUGCAAUUGCUGGUAGAGAUAUUAAUUUUUCAAAUCGUUGGAGUGCCCAAUGGUAUUGUUUAUACCUUAAUUAUGUUGAAAACUAUAAACUUGAUUGUAACCAACCAACUCCACCACCAAAAUCUUUGAUUUCAAUUAAUAACUAUUAA
Dictyostelium discoideum AX4 is the source of this 786-nucleotide messenger RNA. RefSeq lists its product as hypothetical. Gene Ontology annotation, molecular function: protein tyrosine phosphatase activity. Lineage: Eukaryota; Evosea; Eumycetozoa; Dictyosteliales; Dictyosteliaceae. Bases 1 to 786 code for a protein of 261 amino acids. The record is from RefSeq and is a predicted model, not a curated record. The transcript has 2 exons.